Messenger RNA from Physcomitrium patens, 5093 nucleotides. RefSeq names its product histidine kinase CRE1. The record is from RefSeq and is a predicted model, not a curated record. Gene Ontology annotation, molecular function: phosphorelay sensor kinase activity. Gene Ontology annotation, biological process: phosphorelay signal transduction system; phosphorylation. Gene Ontology annotation, cellular component: nucleus. Lineage: Eukaryota; Viridiplantae; Streptophyta; Bryopsida; Funariales; Funariaceae.
UGUCUCUCUCGCUCUCUCACUUCCUCGUUCAUUCUCCUGCUGCUCUUCUUCUUCUUCCUCCUCCACCACCACCUCCUCCUCCUCCUUCUUCUCCUCUUUUUUCCCCCCCUUACUCUAUUACGCAUAGCCUCGAGUAUUUAGUUCCAGUCCGAGUACGUCCGAGUGUUGACCUUAAAUGAGGAUGAUCGUAGUUCGUACGGUAUUGCGGUAUCGAUUCAGGUGUGCAAGGUCCAAGGAGUCAGGGGCACUGCUAGGGUGCUGUUGAAACGUGAUAGAGGGAAGGAAAGACCAAUGUGAAGGGUUGCUCGGAGUUUGUUGUCGUUGACGGAUUUCUAUUUCAGAUAUGGCAACUGUAUCAUGUCCCGGUGGUUGCGAGUCUGACGUCUCCUCCCUACGCCUUCUUGCAGGUUCAGAGACAAAUUCUAAUGAGAGCUGAAGAGGGAAGCAUCGUCACGACUAAUGCUGAAAAUCCUUCUAAAACUUCUGUCUCAGCUAUGAAUAAUUCACCGUAUUGGUCUGUCAGUUGCUCCACUGAAAUGCGAUAAGUACUCCUCUCAGUGGUUCCGGCGCUUCUAGCUGAGAAAGUGCCAGCGGAAGCAUCACUUUAUCCGGCAAAUGAGAAACUGAGGGUUUUGUGACCAUAUUAUGGAUCCUGUAACUCGUACAAAAACUUGGCGAAUCGUGCUUCCUGAGAAGGCUUUCUGUGGACAUCCGCUACCAUAUAUCAAGAGAAUGUUUUUAUUGUAGUAAGAACCUGAUUGCCGUUGUACUUAAUGCUUCCGAUCCUGUAAGACUGAAAUUAUGUCUGAGGAGCAUCUCGAGAUGGAAGUUUUGAGAGUCAUCUCAACCGGACGCUUUAUGAUUGGUGGGAUGCAACUAGAGACGUUUACCUCGAAGUAGCUUCCAGAAAAUAUUAUCGGGGCGCUUUAGUUUGCUUACAUCUCGGAGGCGCUCAGCGAAUUUUCGAGCUUGUACAAAGGAAGUGAACUGUGUGGUUAUGGGCGUACGAGCUAUUUCUCAACCUUGAACAUACUCUACGCUUUUGGGCUUCGACAGUGAUACAGAGCAGACUGUUCUAACGCGUAAAGACGCUUCUUUGAUGAAGGGAUUGUAUCCUCAUCUUAGUAACAAAGCUCUACACAACGAGGAACGAACAGUUGUGCAGUGAAGGAUUCUCGACUCCUCGCGCAUGCAUUUCUACAUUUAUCAAUAUUAACCUGUGCCUUUUCAAGCAUCAUUUCGUCUCAUUUUUACGACGGAAAUUUAGGAUCUCGCUACUCAAAAUUGGUAUGAGGAACAAGGGAAGCUUCAAAAUUAGACGAUCCUCAUGUUCUACGUACAAGUGGAUACAUGAUCUGGCUUGUGGCGAUGGAAAUUUAUGGUGAAGCGUUACUUACGAACACUCGUUGAGAAUUUGAAGGAGAUUUAGAAAGACGUUGUUCAAUCUUAGAAGGGUCAAAUGUCGACCAGGAGUGGAGCCAAGAGGGGCUCAGACUCCAGUCCCUGCAUCUCCAACGGAAGCUCUAAAUCAAAAGUUGUGCUGAGAGGUGGGAAUGGAAUAUACAUGCACAGGGCUACUGGCUCUGGACGGCUAGGGGUAAAAUGGUGGAAGGAUUCAGGAAUUACCUGUAUUAAGCCUAAACAGAAGGAUUCUGAAGCUGGAUCCAGGUAUGGUCAUAAUUGGCAUACUAUAGCAUUCAUCAUGUGGGUGGUUUUUAUGGGUGCUGUUUCUGUGUCCGUUUAUUUCGCCAUGAGAUUCGACAUGCUUGAACGAAGAAGAGAAAAUCUUGCGAACAUGUGCGAGGGACGGGCUCGUAUGCUUGAGGAGCAAUUCAAGGCAAGUAUGAACCAUGUCAGAGCACUCACGGCUCUUCUCACUACUUUUCAUCUUGGCAAGCAGCCCUCAGCCAUCAAUCAGGAAACCUUUGCUACCUAUGCUGAAAGAACAGCAUUUGAAAGACCGUUGAUGAGUGGGGUUGCAUAUGCCGAGAGAGUCCUUCAUGCGAAUCGAAACUUGUUCGAGUCGAAACAUGGCUGGACUAUCAAGGAAAUGUUUUCUAAAGAAAAGCAGCGAGAUUUUGACGAAUACGCCCCAACUACCAUGACUCAAGAGACUCUCUCCCAUUUGACGUCUCUUGAUAUGAUGUCUGGUCAGGAAGAUCGCGAAAAUAUCAUACGAGCGCGAGAGUCGGGAAAAGGAGCUUUGACGAACCCCUUCAGGUUACUGGAGUCUAAGCAUCUUGGAGUAGUGUUUACGUUCGCUGUAUACACCACAGACCUGCCAGAAGAUGCAACAAAGGAGGACCGAAUUAAAGCAACCGCUGGUUAUCUGGGUGGAGCCUUUGACGUCGAAACGCUUGUGGAGAAUCUUCUUCGACAAAUGGCUGGUAGUCAGAUUAUUGCGGUCAACGUAUAUGACAUUACAAAUGAAACGAUGCCUCUUGUGAUGUAUGGCUACACCAACGUUGAAAAAAUGCAAAGCACAUAUGUCAGCGACUUGGACUUUGGAGACCCUGCCCGUAGGCAUGAAAUGCGGUGCAGGUUUAAAGAGGAUGCGUUGCCUCCUUGGACAGCCAUAUCCACUUCUAUAGGUAUAUUUGUAAUCGCAUUUUUGGUCGGACACAUGCUACAUGCUUCAAGGAACCGAAUCGAUAAAGUAGAAGAAAACUGUCGCAUAUUUCAGGAGCUUAAGAUGCGUGCAGAUGAUGCUGUUAUAGCGAAGUCUCAGUUCUUGGCAACUGUGUCUCACGAGAUUCGGACUCCAAUGAAUGGUGUUCUAGGAAUGCUUCAAAUGUUGAUAGACACUCCGCUGAAUCCAGCGCAAUUAGACUAUGCCCAAACUGCUUUAGCCAGUGGAAAAGCACUUAUCAACCUCAUAAAUGAGGUCCUUGAUCAGGCUAAGAUUGAAUCGGGCCGUCUAGAAUUUGAGCAUGUUCCCUUUGAUUUGCGUGCCAUCCUUGACGAUGUGCUCUCCCUCUUCCAUGGAAAAUCAAGAGCUUCGGGCAUCGAGUUAGCGGUUUACGUUUCUGCGAGGGUUCCCAAAAUUCUCGUUGGUGACCCUGGUCGUUUUCGGCAGAUCAUCACCAAUCUCGUUGGCAAUUCCAUCAAAUUCACCGAAGCUGGUCACAUUUUUGUUUGCGUUCAUUUGAAUGAAGACGUCAACAUGGUGAUGGAUGGGAGUGGAGGUGAUGCUGACGAUACUAUGGAUGGGGAAGUUGAAAGUGCCGGACCGCUGAAUGACAUGAACUACCGAUUUAACACCCUUAGUGGCAGAGAAACUGCUGAUUACCGAAACAGCUGGGAAAUGUUUGAGCGACUGCUUGCGCAAGAACAGUCACACAAUGAUACUUGGAGUUACUCCGACUCGAGCGAUGUUGUGAAUCUGGUGGUCAGUGUGGAGGAUACAGGUGUGGGUAUACCCUUACACGUACAAGACCGUGUCUUUACCCCCUUCAUGCAGGCUGACAGCUCAACAUCUAGAAAUUACGGAGGCACUGGAAUAGGACUAAGCAUCAGCCGGUGUUUAGUAGAGCUUAUGUCAGGGGAGAUGGGCUUUGUUAGUCGUCCUAAAGUGGGGUCCACAUUCACAUUCACUGUGGAAUUGCAACGUGUACCCGCCAAUAUACCCGAAAGGAUCCUUAGAGAGGGCAGGAACAGUUAUCUACAAACGCCGCCACUAACUACUUGUUUCCAAGGAAUGCGUGUACUCGUUGUGGAUGGCAGAAAAGUCCGCUGUGAAGUCACUCGCCAUCAUUUAAAGAGGCUCGGACUCCAGGUUGAGGUCGCCCACACUGUUAGUGAGGCUGCCGAGAUUCUUUCUACAGUGGCUGACCAAGGCACUUGCAGCUCAAGGGGUUCACGUGGCUCCUUGGCAGGAAAUAUCGAAAUGAUUUUCGUGGACAAGGACGCUUGGGGUCCUGGAACUGGGAUGAAUUUUAGAAGCUUGCUUGGUGAAAGUGCUAUCGGCCACUUGGGCUACCAAAGCUCGCGAACUAGUUACCAGUAUCGCACAUCAGGCAGAAUUCCCUUUGGAUACCCAGUGAUUCAAUCCAUGAAGAGGAUGGUUCUAGUUGCGACAUCAAUGACGGAUAUGGAGCUUGGGAUGGUGAAAGCCAGCGGAUUUGUGGAUACUGUUGUUAGGAAACCACUUCGAGCAAGCUUGAUAGCUGCUUGUCUCAAGCAGAUUCUUGGGGUUGGGGACAGGAGCCGAGACCAAGAGCAGGAGUUGCGGAGUGGGGUUACUUCUCUACAGACUCUUUUAUAUGGAAAACGGAUUCUCGUGGUUGAUGAUAAUCCCGUGAAUCGAAAGGUUGCAGCUGGGGCUCUGCACAAGUAUGGGGCUCAAGUUGAGUGUGUUUACAGUGGAAGAGCUGCUAUCCAGAAGUUGAAGCCUCCCCACAAUUUCGAUGCCUGUUUUAUGGACGUGCAGAUGCCAGAAAUGGAUGGUUUCGAGGCUACAGGGUUAAUAAGGAAGGCGGAGGCUGCAGCCGCAGAGAGAGGCCAAGCAGCGGGAUUGCCAACCUUUAAACGCCGACUGCAUGUGCCGAUCCUGGCAAUGACAGCUGACGUUAUUCAAGCUACCUCCGAAGAAUGUAUGCGCUGUGGCAUGGAUGGCUACGUGGCUAAGCCAUUUGACGAACAUCAGCUUUACCAAGCGGUUGCCAAGCAUUUCUUCGACGUGAACUAAUGUACAAUAUCACGCAGCUUCCACCGCGGGAAUGGUUGAGCAGGGAUAUCAAAGUGUUAUCAAGGUGUGAAAUUAAUCAAAGCGAACUUAUUACAGUGGGAGGUGUCAGAUUAGGCUUUGAAUUUAGUUCGAUGAGUUUAUUGCAUCAAGUAUACGAAUCUGGGAUUAAGACCUUGUAGAACGGCUAAAGAUUAGGUGCUGGUUCCUCUUACGUAGACCCAUGUAUGAUACAGUUCCGAAGAAAUUUGAAUUUGGUAAUGUGUGCGGCUGUCUCUGCAUGCAUGUGUAGUGAGCAGAUCAAUAUCGCACAACUUGUAAUAACUUAACCGGCAACAUUCAGCAUCAUUGCGACGCUUCUGUUUCCAAGUGAUUAUCAUUUGAAUUAAACCCGUCGUAUUGUAACGUG